AAAUAAAAAAUCACUUAAUCACAUAUUAAUCUGUGUUUCCACCGGAACCACCAAUUUCGCAGCGGAUGGAACUGAAAAGUGGUGAACAACGCCGGCCUCCAACAGCGCCGCCAGGAACGGUUGCCAGCUCACGGCCUCAUCCUCACCGGAAACCACAUAAUUCUUUAAUCCAGUAUCUACUUCAACGCCGGCAUGUUCGUUUUUGAGCCUAGCCUCUCCGUCUACGACGAAACUCUUGAGGAAACUCAAGAUUACUCCUCUCACCCCUUUCGCCGAGCAGGACUUCUUGAAUAUGUUCUUCAGGGAAAUUUACGAGCCAAUUCCACCGAUUUACAACCUGGUUUUGGCCAUGCUACGUGGCUCCGGAGAACAUUGAGCUGGAAACUCAAAUUUUCAUUUUUAAGGAAUUAUCUCAAAUUUAACAACUACUAAAUUUGCAUGGAUUUCUUAAAAUAAAAUUUUAAAAUGUCA
This is a messenger RNA of Rubroshorea leprosula, 471 nucleotides long. Lineage: Eukaryota; Viridiplantae; Streptophyta; Magnoliopsida; Malvales; Dipterocarpaceae. The record is from the annotation of a GenBank genome assembly.